AUGGCAGCCUCUUUACCUCAGAAGCCAGGGAUGGCAGGGAUGCCCGCUCAGCAGCAGCAGCCCCACCUGCCCCCCGGCGCUGCCUCAGCCGCCGGUCAGCAGCCCAUGCCCCCCCAGGGAGCUCUGAGAGAGAUCUCCCCCGUGUUCCUCUGUCGGAUUGGACAGGAGACUGUCCAGGACAUUGUCACUCGCACUAUGGAGAUCUUCCAGAUCACACGGGCUACUCAGCUUCCUAAUGGUGUGACCCAGAGCCAGGCGAUGUACCAGGACCGCUUCGGGAAGCUCCAGGAACACCUACGGCAGCUCGCCCUGCUUUUCAGGAAGCUCAGACUCCUGUACGAACGCUGUGUGGAGAUGACCUCUGACCUGCAGGAAGGGCCGUCAGAGCUUCUGCCGUACGUAGGAGAGGAGCUGGUGUCUGUCAAAGUGGAGCCGUGCAGUCCUGCUGUCAACCAGGAGAGAAAAGAGGUUCUUGAGAAGGUGCGUCAGAAGAACCAGGAGAUGAAGGUGCUGAUGGAUCAGAUGAGGAACCUGCUGUGGGACGUCAACGCCAUGCUGACCCUCAGGAAAUGAUAGUUCCAGUAGAUGCACUCUCUUUCAAGAGAAGCAUUCCUCUACAGACGUACGGACUGCGUCACAGCAAAGCCCAGGUGAAAUAAGGGAAGUCUGUUGGAUUUGGAGUAUGGGACCUUUUCACUUUGGCGCACCGUCUUUUUGGUGGCACUUCAUCACUGACAACUUACAAGUCACAGUUCACCCGUCUACUAUUGUUUUAUGUAUUAUAUUGAAGUUGUUGAGGGGAAACUAUUAUUUAGAUAGGAUAAGACUUAAAGGGAAGCUAGUAUUGUUUAACCUGAACCCUAUUUUCCCAUGUUUUUUCGUCACACUGACUAAUGGAGACAGCUAUUUUUGAACUUGGACUAGUAUUGACAGAGAGCACUGUAGCUGCAGCAGCAGAACAGGCUGCAGUGUAGUCCCUAUAGGCAAUGGUGCACUGUCAGUUUACAUCCAUAAAAAUGCUUGCAGGCUUCUUAUUAUUGUCUGCUAACAUUAUGGAGAAGACCCAAAAGAAAAAUGAAAAGACCUUCCACUAGUCUGUUUGUUGUUGUGUGUAACCAAGGUUCUCUGAAGGAACGGUCUCUCUCUGAGAUCUCUCAGACUUUUCCCAAUCAGCUAAAUAUUCAGCCGUGACAUUGAAAAUCUUUUUGAUAACACUAAGCCACACUUUUUGUACUCCAACACAACAAACUCGUCCCGGCACUCCUCUCUCCAACUCUCACAGAUGUUUUUUCUUGCAACAAGUCUCCUUUCUUGAGUCUGUAGAAUGAGACUUCUCCUUGAGCAAGGCCAGGUCACAAUAACAAACAGACCAGCGAAAGGUACUGAAAAACAUUUUAUCUCUCUGCAGGGUCCUUUCCAUAAUGCUGUCUGCCGCUUAAAAUAACAAUCUGAGCCUCCCUUGGAAAAAAACGAGCACUUCCAGUGGAUGUACAUCGAGGUCUGCAGUCUUAAAGAUUUAUCUGAUAGAUUUUGAAAGUCAUGGCUGAAUGUUUAGCUGAUUUCAACAGUGUGGAGAAGUCCACAAGAUUUCAGAGCUUCUUCUUGAGCAAGACGUGGGUACACACAAUAACAAACAGAACGGAUCAGCCAAAGGUAAAGAAAAACAUUUCGUUUCACUGCAGGGUCUUUUUUGCUUAAUCUUGUCAGACACUUAAACAACUGAACUUACACAAUGUAAACCUGUCAGUGGCAAAAACAAGCACAUUUAGUGGAUGUAAAUGGACACAAUUGCCUGUAGGGAUUACACUGCAGCCUGUUUCGCCACUGCAGCUCCAACGGUCUCUCAGUACCGGUCUCCACUAGUCACUUAGACACAAAACAUGUGAAAAAAAGGCUCCAGGUUGAAGAAUAUCAACAUUUCCUUUUAAUGAAAGCUUAAAAAAAGCACAAACUGCUACAACAACCUGGGAGACUCCAACUCCAACAUCAUUGUCUCUUUGUAAAAGGCAGCUGACAACCCGAUUAAUCUUUGCCAAGUGCUCUACAACUGUUGUUUUGUCACUGUGUAUAUGUGAAUAUGUUAUGGACUCCUGUUUCCGUACCGCUUAAAUAAUGAGUUGAAACCUGUAUUGCUUCCGGUAAAAACAGAAAGUUUUCUUGAAACAGUGCAUUCAUGGUGUUUUGCCCUCGGGUGCUGACUCAACACCAGACAGACUUGAAUUCAUUGCAGGUAAUUCAUCCAGAAAGCACAGAAGCUGAUCUGACGACUGUGUUUACAAUAAGAACAAUCGCCCUUAUUAUGCUCUGUCAGUUGUAAAAAAACAAAACACUAUGAGUUCAGAAUUCAAAUUAGCCCCUUGGCAGCUAUGUAUCUCAGGUGCUUUGUACAUAAGUGUGUGUGUGUGUGUGCAUGUGCUUAAUGAGAUUAGCUUCCUGAGUGCUAGACAGCACACCUGUUUACCCUGAGGGCGUCGAGACUUGCUUGCCUGUGAAUUUAUUUUUGUAAACUGUGGGACAAAAGGAAGGCCUGCUGGGGU
This is a messenger RNA of Epinephelus moara (kelp grouper), 2537 nucleotides long. Its product is annotated as Mediator of RNA polymerase II transcription subunit 30-like. Lineage: Eukaryota; Metazoa; Chordata; Actinopteri; Perciformes; Serranidae. The coding region runs from base 1 to 573 and encodes 190 amino acids. Gene Ontology annotation, biological process: positive regulation of DNA-templated transcription. The record is from RefSeq and is a predicted model, not a curated record. The transcript is spliced from 4 exons. Gene Ontology annotation, molecular function: transcription coregulator activity. Gene Ontology annotation, cellular component: mediator complex.